AUGGUUCUCGUCCUCGUCAUUGGUGACCUCCACAUCCCAACCCUCACACAUGACCUCCCCGCCAAGUUCAAGAAGCUCUUAGUACCAGGCAAGAUUGGGCAAAUCAUCUGUACUGGAAAUGUCGACGACAGAGAAACGUAUGAUUAUCUGCGGACGAUAGCGCCGGAGGUCCAUGUCGUCCGGGGCGAGUUCGACGAUAACACCCACUUCCCAAUGUCCCUCAUCAUCCCCCAUCAGUCCCUCCGUAUAGGCGCCAUCCACGGGCAACAAAUAGUUCCCGCGGGGGACACAGAUAUGCUCGCUGCGCUGGCGCGGCAGAUGGAUGUCGAUGUGCUCAUUAGCGGUGGGACGCACCGGUUCGAGGCGUUUGAGUCGGAGGGGAGGUUCUUUAUCAAUCCGGGGAGCGCAACGGGAGGGUGGAGCGGGCUGUGGACGGGAGACGCAACUCCAUCAUUCGCAUUACUAGACGUCCAAGGACCCGUGAUCGUCACAUACGUCUACCAGCUCAUCGAAGGAGAGGUCAAAGUAGACAAGGUCGAGUACCGCCGUCCCGAACCACCAAAGGAGAGUGUCCGUGCACCAGAAGCAGCAGCCCUGCAGUCGCCCGUACAGGCCGGGUCGGGAUGGUAG
This is a messenger RNA of Dioszegia hungarica, 630 nucleotides long. Its product is annotated as putative retrograde transport, endosome to golgi-related protein. NCBI's taxonomy places the organism in Eukaryota, Fungi, Basidiomycota, Tremellomycetes, Tremellales, Bulleribasidiaceae. The record is from RefSeq and is a predicted model, not a curated record. Gene Ontology annotation, biological process: retrograde transport, endosome to Golgi; intracellular protein transport. The coding region runs from base 1 to 630 and encodes 209 amino acids. The transcript is spliced from 5 exons. Gene Ontology annotation, cellular component: endosome; retromer complex.